Sinocyclocheilus grahami is the source of this 2898-nucleotide messenger RNA. RefSeq names its product tetraspanin 17 (gene tspan17). NCBI's taxonomy places the organism in Eukaryota, Metazoa, Chordata, Actinopteri, Cypriniformes, Cyprinidae. Gene Ontology annotation, cellular component: plasma membrane. The record is from RefSeq and is a predicted model, not a curated record. The transcript is spliced from 8 exons. The coding region runs from base 421 to 1233 and encodes 270 amino acids.
AGUGAGCUGGUGUCCUCUGAUUGCAGUGUCGCGCUUCUCUGUUCUUGCUGGAUUGUUAGAUUGCUGUGGAUUGUUUUCCUCGGGACAUUCACAACUAGGUUAAAAUAUCAAGCACAUCUCAUGACACCAACCCAAAGCGUUCGGGGUUUAUCAGGGGGGACCCGGAGCAUUAAUCUCCCCAUCCAUUUAACUCCUCACCCGUUGUUUAUAUGUUGAAAAGCUGAUGAAUAGAUUCAGCUCAGUGGAAAAAGCGCUUGUUGAUGGUGCAUUGUUGUGGUGUGCGAUGUAUUGCUGGGUCGCAGCCUCUUCGGCUAAAAUAUAGAUGCAUGAAUCGCUUUCGAGUCGUAUUUUUGGCGAUCCGUUUAGUUUUUCGCAGCUGAUCAUUGAAUCAACACAACAGCGUUAGCUGGCCUGAACAAAAUGAGCAGAAAACCGCAUCAUUUUAAAGGAGCAGAGGUCAGCUGCUGUGUUAAAUACUUCUUGUUCGGAUUCAACAUCUCAUUUUGGUUGCUGGGAGCUGCAUUCCUGGGUAUCGGACUUUGGGCCUGGGCAGAAAAGGGAGUGCUGUCAAACAUUUCCUCCAUCACAGAUCUGGGCGGCUUCGACCCUGUCUGGCUCUUCAUUGUCGUAGGAGGGGUGAUGUUCAUCCUCGGAUUUGCCGGAUGCAUCGGUGCGCUCCGGGAGAACACAUUCCUGCUCAAAUUUUUUUCAGUGUUUUUGGGCCUCAUCUUUUUCCUGGAACUCACAGCUGGCAUUUUAGCUUUUGUGUUUAAAGACUGGAUCAAAGACCAGCUGAACUUCUUCAUCAGCAACAAUGUUAAAGCAUAUCGGGAUGACAUUGACCUCCAGAACCUCAUUGACUUUGCUCAAGAAUAUUGGUCAUGUUGUGGUGCUCAUGGGCCGAAUGACUGGAACCUGAACAUUUAUUUCAACUGCACCGACUUCAACCCCAGCCGGGAAAGGUGUGGCGUUCCCUUCUCCUGUUGUGUCAAAGACCCUGCUGAGGAUGUCCUGAAUACACAAUGUGGCUAUGAUGUGCGGCUUCAAGGGGAGUUGGAUCAGCAGAAGUACAUUUAUACAAAGGGCUGCGUGGGGCAGUUUGAAAAGUGGCUUCAGGAUAAUCUGAUCGUCGUUGCUGGGAUUUUUGUGGGGAUUGCAUUAUUACAGAUUUUUGGGAUAUGUCUGGCUCAAAACCUGGUGAGUGACAUUAGAGCGGUCAAAGCCAACUGGUGACCCUUUGCAGAGACAACAGGUGACAGUGACCUCUGAUUAUGCCAGAGAGCUAAUUGCAAAUCAGCACUGUUUACACACCACUGAGCUGGUAAAUUCCACCCUUAUAACCCUACAGACUUUGUAUGUUAACUGACUUUACAAAGUGGACUGUCCAUCUAUGUUUUUUCUUUUUUUUUGUGGUUCCUUAUCUGAAAACAAGCUCUUAUGGAGACUAUCCAGAAGGAGCUUAACGUGAGAUGUCACAUCGAGAUCAAGCUAUCUGCAAUCUCGCAGCUGUCUCUUGAUUGAAUGCUAUUUUCGUUUGCCCUUAAUAAAUGUUCACCAGACUCUCCUCCAUGUUGGCGAAUAAUGUAAAGUGGAUGGUGUUUUCAUUAACCUGUGGAUUACUUUCUUAUAGAAAAACACACAAAUCAACCACUGGGACUUUAAACAGAGGAGCCUUGAACUAAACAAAGCCUUACAGCAGUGCGUUUCACUAUACACUUGUGUGGGUUCAGCUUUUUACACAAUAUUCUGUCUGCCAGUCAUUCGAGCCGAUGGACAGUUGGACUCUUACCUCUGAUUGGCCCUCUGUUGCACAGGGUAGCCAAUCAGAAUGACGUACUUGAUAAAUACAAAUAAUGCAUUUAUUUUUGUUGUUAGUACUACCACUACUGUUGGGGAGGUGGAGAAAUAGUCUGUUAUUUGUCUGUAUAUCUAUGUUUUAUUGGUUGUCUCUGUGGCAAAGAGUAUAAAUCGACUUAACCGCUGUCCCAGACUUGCCUAUGUAUCUUUGUUUUCUCUACUCUGCUAGAUGGUGAUAUGCUAUAGUGUAUACAUUAUUAAGGUAUUAUUAUAAAUAUGAUGCUGCUUAAACUCAUAGAAGAUAUACAUCGCUAUACUAACCAACUGAACUUUUUAUAGAAAUCAUGUGGUAUACAUUCCCUCUGGGAAACACACUUCAGAUCACGCAGAGUGCUUUGCGAAUGAAUCUAACGUGAGUGCACAUGAAGUGGACAGAUUGAAUUAGCCGUGUGUACGAUCACAUGCCUUAUUGAGCCCUACAGAGAUGGUAGCAGAAGCCAACGACAGUUACACAGCACGUGGCACAGCACCUUUAGGAAGGCUUUUUUUACUGUUCAGUCUCUCUUGCUCGAGCCAUAUGCAUGCAAUCAUCUAUUUAAAAAUGCAUGGCAAUGCAGACCUCUUUAAAAGCAUGCACACACGUACAUACGUGUGUGGAUGUGUAUCCAUCCCAUUAUGAAUACCAUACCAGUGCGUUUUCACUUAGCUGUGUUAAUCCCAUUGUGUUCAGAAGGUGUCUGCUUUGAGUCACGACCUUAACGCUGAUAAUGUGCAAAGUAAGAUAAAUGAUGUAUUGCCGACUGCGUAUGUAGAACGUGCCUGAAUGGUUAUAGCAGUGGAGUGUCAUGUCAGCUAGACUGAUCUGAUUCAUCUGUUUAACAAGCUUUGCUCUGUUUCAAGGGUCUAUAUAACCUGUGUUAUCAGAGCAAAUAGUAAAAUGUGAGAUUUCUCUUCUGUGGUCUUUUUGGGAGAUUUCGGUAUAUUGUGUAUAUAAGAGGCAAACCUUUUAUGCAGAUACAAAAUUACGUUCUAAAGAUGAUGUUUAGUCCCCUUUUUGUGCACCCAAAUUGAUGACUCUCAUGAAAAGCUAUCAAGAACAUG